Molecule: messenger RNA, 491 nt
Organism: Microtus oregoni (creeping vole)
Lineage: Eukaryota; Metazoa; Chordata; Mammalia; Rodentia; Cricetidae
Gene: Smim28
Product: small integral membrane protein 28
Exons: 2
Coding region: 18-491 (157 amino acids)
Source: RefSeq, a predicted model, not a curated record
AGCCGGGUGGAAGGAACAUGAGGGGACUGCUGGGCAGCAGCUGGAGAAAGUUUGGCCAUGCUGGCAGGGGGACGUACGAGUGGCUAACCAGCGAACCCAGCCUGCCACUUCUGGAGACCCAACUGCAGGGCACCCAGCAGGUGAGUUCCGCCCAGGCGGAUGUGGAGCCUUUCCUGUGCAUCCUGCUUCCGGCCACCAUCAUGCUUUUCCUGGCCUUCCUGCUGCUCUUCCUGUACCGACGCUGCCAGGCCCGACAGGUCCAAGGCCAGGUGUUCAGCAUCGACCUCCCAGAGCCCACUUCCGGAGAGGUGACCGACUUCUUGCCCAGUCUGCCUUGGGGCAGCGAGCAGAGUGUCCCCUACUCCCCACUGCCAGUCUCUGGGACUCUGCACGUGACCUGCCUGCCACCCUCCUACGAAGAAGCCAUGGGGAACCCGCCUGGGAAAGAGGUCCUGGACACACUGCCUCAGAAUAAAGAAGAGUCACCCUGA